Messenger RNA from Eufriesea mexicana, 490 nucleotides. RefSeq names its product mitochondrial ribosomal protein S21 (gene mRpS21). NCBI's taxonomy places the organism in Eukaryota, Metazoa, Arthropoda, Insecta, Hymenoptera, Apidae. Gene Ontology annotation, cellular component: ribosome. The transcript is spliced from 3 exons. Gene Ontology annotation, molecular function: structural constituent of ribosome. The record is from RefSeq and is a predicted model, not a curated record. Gene Ontology annotation, biological process: translation. The coding region runs from base 145 to 441 and encodes 98 amino acids.
UCCAUAUGCCACCUGUGAUGGCAGCCAGCAGUCGUUUAUUAGCACGAACCUCUUCGUCUUGCAAAAGCUUGCACAUCAGGUGCCGUAUAACGUCUUGGAUGAUGUCCGUAUUCUCGAACGAUUUGCGAAAUAUGUUCUGCAAAUAUGAAGAAGAUCCGACGUAGUUCUAUGGGUAUGCGUAGACAUGCACAGUUCCUUGCUCGCACAGUUUUUGUUCAGAAUAACGAUAUACAAAAAGCUUCCCGUACAUUGAAUGGUAUCCUGUCAAGAGAAGGCAUCCUUUCCCAAUUCAGACGUACUAGAUACUAUGAAAAACCUUGUCAGACAAGAAGAAGAGUUAAUUUUGAAAUGUGUAAAGCUAUUUAUAACGAAGAUAUGACUAGAAAAAUUAAAUUUAUUUUAAGAAAAAAUAGAGCAGAUCCAUAUCCUGGUGCUUCAUAAAGUUUAUGUUCUCAUUAAAUGUUUUAUAUGAUCUUCAAGUCAUCUGUAA